Molecule: messenger RNA, 4674 nt
Organism: Diaporthe batatas
Lineage: Eukaryota; Fungi; Ascomycota; Sordariomycetes; Diaporthales; Diaporthaceae
Exons: 5
Coding region: 940-2928 (662 amino acids)
Biological process (GO): intracellular signal transduction; peptidyl-serine phosphorylation
Molecular function (GO): protein serine/threonine kinase activity; ATP binding
Source: RefSeq, a predicted model, not a curated record
GCCAGGCCAACCAACCGAUGCUUACCCUGCACCCCUUUUCCAGGGGUGAACGCUCGCGAACCUAGGUUGUUUGGGAUGAGGAGGCGAGAGGGGGGAGGGAGGGGAAAGUCUCACACCUCCUCCAAAACUCGCAAAACUUUGAUUGUUCUUUUUCGUUGACGGUUAGCACUACUACUGCUGCUACUUUUGUUUGUGUAUUGCGAUUCGGAUAUCAGCCUGUCAUCUCUUUGCCCUCCUGUCCCGCUCUCGCCUUUGGGAAUCUGCAUGUGAUUCAAAUAGAGUGCCUUCCCCGUCUGCCAUCCUCCUUGGCCUUUUGACAUGUUUUGAGUUGUGCGUAUGUGUGUAUGACACCGAGCACAUACAUACUUAUACACCACUAUACGGCUUUCACGACUGUCUCUCCGUCUGAUUGACUGACUCGGAGGCACAGCGUUUGGUUGUACAACCUUCAGAGACACGCACAGGAAGAGUCAGGCCGUUGCCGCCGUCGUCUUGAGCUUGGCAAGGAUCCGAGAUCCAAGCGAGGGACAGACAUUGAGGCUCCCCGUCGUCCAGGUCGUGGAAUUGGGCAUCGUCGGCCGCCCUCACCGCUGCAGCCUGCCUGCGACGAGCUUGAAGGGCAAUCAAGGUCCACGGCCCACGCUCGCUCUACGCUACACGCUCCACGCUCCACACCUCAUCCAAGGCAAACCCACGUCCCUGGCGGGCAUUUGCUAGCGCCUGCGGCAGCUGGUCCCACCCUGACAGCCUGAGAGGCCACUCCCCCCUUUCCCCUCCAUCCUCAAAGUGGAAAGACCCUCCCUUUUCCGACCACACUGACUCCCUUGGCCACACGCGACCAAUACCAGCCAAGAGUCCCGAGGUCCCAGCGGCCGGUUCAAUUUCCACCGUAAUACAAUACGUUGCAGUCAGUCCCGUUCCUGUCCUUGAAUCGCCGCAAUGGACAACCAGGGGAACCGCCUGUACCUCAACAUUGCCAACAACGGCGCCAACACAUCCUCGAGGCCCGACCGAGCUGCCUACCCUACCACUCCCUCCACUUUCCCACAGCCCGUCUACCCCCCCACCGCAAACCAGCAGGCCGCCUCCAGUGCCUCUGGCAUGCAACAGCAGCAGCAGCAGCAGCCUUACGGUUACGCUCCCCAGGGCUACUUCAACCCCGGCCAGCAGCAGCAGCAACAACAACAACAGCAGCAGCAGCAGCAGUACCAGCCCGCCUACCAAGGUCAACCAAUGCCUACCCACCACCAGGACUUUGCCCAGGCCUAUGGCCAAGGCCGAUCCAACACCCCAGGUGCUAGCAAUGACCCAAACACCGGCCUCGCUCACCAGUUCUCCCACCAGAACCUCGGCGGUGCUGCGAGAUCAGGCGGCUAUGGCUCGAGGGGUCCCUCGCCUGCCGGUGCCCAGCGCCCGCGCACCGCUGGUGGUUCCGGCCAGGCCCAGAACUAUAGCUAUCUGAACGCCCCCAUGCCCUCCCAGGCCGGCUCCAAGGCCGGCAUCUCUGGCGAUUUCGAGGUUGCUCCUGAGCGCAACCCCGACAAGUUUGGCCCCAAUGCGAACAACAACCAGAAGAAGUGCUCCCAGCUCGCCGCAGACUUCUUCAAGGACAGCGUGAAGCGCGCCAGGGAGCGCAACCAGAGGCAGAGCGAGAUGGAGCAGAAGCUGUCCGAGCCGAACCAGUCGCCCGCCCGCAGGGAACAGAUCUGGGCCACUGGUGGCCGCCGCGAGGGCUCCUACCUGCGUUUCCUCCGAACCAAGGACAAGCCCGAGAACUACAACACGAUCAAGAUCAUCGGCAAGGGAGCUUUCGGCGAGGUCAAGCUGGUGCAGAAGAAGGCAGACGGCAAGGUUUAUGCCAUGAAGUCCCUGAUCAAGACGGAAAUGUUCAAGAAGGACCAGCUGGCACACGUCCGAGCCGAGAGAGAUAUCCUUGCCGAGAGCGACAGCCCCUGGGUGGUGAAACUGUUCACCACCUUCCAAGACGCCCACUUCUUAUAUAUGCUGAUGGAGUUCUUGCCCGGUGGUGAUCUGAUGACCAUGCUGAUCAAGUACGAGAUCUUCUCAGAGGAUAUCACACGUUUCUACAUUGCCGAGAUCGUCCUCGCCAUCGAUGCCGUUCACAAGUUGGGCUUCAUUCACAGAGAUAUCAAGCCCGACAACAUCCUGCUCGACCGCGGUGGCCACGUCAAGCUGACCGACUUUGGCUUGUCGACCGGUUUCCACAAGCUUCAUGACAACAACUACUACCAACAGCUCCUACAGGGCAAGUCGAACCGGCCCCGUGACCGUAACUCGGUGGCCAUCGAUCAGAUCAAUCUGACCGUAUCCAACCGUGCGCAAAUCAACGACUGGCGACGGAGUCGAAGGUUAAUGGCUUACUCCACCGUCGGAACGCCUGAUUACAUUGCCCCCGAAAUCUUCACUGGCCACGGCUACAGCUUCGACUGCGAUUGGUGGAGUUUGGGAACUAUCAUGUUCGAGUGCUUGGUCGGCUGGCCUCCUUUCUGUGCCGAGGACAGCCAUGACACGUACCGCAAGAUCGUCAACUGGAGACAAAGCUUGUACUUCCCUGACGACAUCACCUUGGGCGCAGAGGCGGAGAACUUGAUUCGGAGCCUGAUCUGUAACACCGAGAACCGCUUGGGUCGCGGCGGUGCUCACGAGAUCAAGAGCCACGCCUUCUUCCGUGGCGUUGAAUUCGACUCGCUGAGGCGGAUUCGCGCUCCAUUCGAGCCACGCCUAACGAGCAACAUCGAUACAACAUACUUCCCUACGGACGAGAUUGACCAGACCGACAACGCGACCCUGCUCAAGGCCCAGCAAGUCCAGGCCGCCAAGGCCGUGGGCGUUGUAGAGGAGAGCCCAGAGAUGAGCCUACCUUUCAUUGGAUAUACAUUCAAGAGAUUCGACAACAAUUUCCGAUAAACCACAAGAGAUACAAUACUGCAUGCGUAGGGCGCGAGUCUGUUGAGACCACUGGGCCGUGCGUUGUGCAACAGACAUUGCGGUACUACUGCCACUUCACGUGCUUUUGACUGUGGAUGCAUCUCGUUCUCUGAGAGGGAACGGGCGAGCCAUUGGCGAUUACCCGAGUGCGAAGAUGACGGGCUGGAAAUCGACCUUCCUUUCGACGCGAGCCACGCGGGCAAUCCCUGGCUCUUUGACUUUUGGAUCGGACAGGCUCCGCACCAGCCUCCCCACAGGCCUGGGCAAGAGCUGAAGACUUGAGGAUGCGAGCAUCAUCAGCAUGACAAUUGAAGAGAAAAGGACAAAUACGCAGGCCAGGCGUUGUUGGUUCAGUCUAUUUUUCUUUUGAGCUUGUUGUACGUCAGGCUAUGCUAGACAACAUAUCGAAAUGAUAGACGGGCGGAUGGUCUGAUGCCUGAAUAAAAAUCUGCAUAAGAGGGGUAUCUUGAUAUCUCAUGCAAUAUCAUCAAAUUUGGUUGGGGUAUUACUGGCACUUUUUGCCCUUAUCCCUCUGGCUGGAGGCAUUCCACUUGACCUUCUGAGAAUUCCUUCUCCCCUGUGUGGCAGCCUUUGUUAUGAUGCUUGAGUGAUUCUGUGAAAGCACAGUCCCUGAUUCAUGUCAGUGAGACUGUUCUCUGGUAUGGUCUCAACCUCCCCUUACGCUUUUCCCUUGCCCCUGCACCCAACUUCUUGGAGUCUCCACAAUGCCCUCUGCCAUCCUCAAGCAUGAGCCAAGGCCACAAUCCCUUUCUCAGCAUCCACUUCUGUGGCAAUAUCAAUGCAUAUAGCCCGGUGUAUCGCACCACAUCGGCAACUCUCAGUGAUCUGCCAACAGGCAUCCCACGCGUUUUCCUCAUCCGCCUAUCGGCGGCCCCCGAGGCCUGGCGCAGCAUUGAACCUCUCCUCUCGCUCCGUCAUGAACAUGAUCUGGACCCAGUACUCCUUGGAGUCAGGGUCCCAGAACUCAAACUGCUUGUCGUCGCGCUUGUCGAGCUCGCGGGCGGGUAUCUUGAAGCCGCAGGUCUCGUAGGGCUCGGCGGCGACGAGGAGGUACUGGAAGUUCUUGUCGGCCUCCUCGACGCGCUGCGAGAAGGCGCUCAUGAUCUGCCACUUGGGCGUGAUGCCCUGCCCGAUGUCCGGGUACUGCAGCUGGAACAGCAGCCCCUGCUGCCGCGUGACGGGGUCCCGCACCUUGGUGAUCUUGUAACCCGGCCGCCCGAUCUUGACGACGUUGCGCCGCACCCCGCCGGCGCCCGCACCGCCGGCGCCCAGCCCCAGCGCGCCGAAGCCGGCGCCGACGACGCCCACGGGCAGGCCCGUCUGCGGGUCGACCUGGGCCUUGCCCUCCUUCUGCUCCUUGGCCGCGCGGCGGGCGAGGUUCGUCUGGUGCUUCUUGCCCUGCGUGUGGGCGAGGUAGCUGCCGUCGUUCUGGUGCACCGUCAGGCAGAGGCGGCACUCGAAGCUGCCGACGUGGUUCUUGAAGAAGUACGGGUCCUUGUCGAGGUCGAUGGUCUCGAGGGCGAGCUUCCGCAGCCGCUCGCGCCGGUCGGCGUUGGUGGCGCUGUGGGAAGCGACGCCUCCGCCGCCGAAUUUGGAGCCCGCUCGGUUCUGGUAGUCCAUUUUUCGCGGUCGGUGUGCUGGUGUCGGUCGCGAGGAUGGACUUGGUCAGGGUGGUGCGAGUUGUGUUGGGUCCGUCCUCGCGAC